Molecule: messenger RNA, 2917 nt
Organism: Phaedon cochleariae (mustard beetle)
Lineage: Eukaryota; Metazoa; Arthropoda; Insecta; Coleoptera; Chrysomelidae
Source: the annotation of a GenBank genome assembly
AUGGAUUCUUCUGAUGCACCAGGUACUGAAACGUAUGUCAGCUCGGAAGCUGUUGCCCAAACUAAAGACAAUCUGCCUCCAGAGAAUUCCACAGACAGUCCUGAAAAUCCCAUCCAUCAGCAGGAUGAUACACUGCAACUCGUGAAGGAAAUCAAGGUGCUGCUGAUUGUAUACGUUUCUGUCACGAUGUUAUGGAUCUCUGCAACAAUUAUUAUCAGCGUUUUCAGGAGCUGGGUUUCCUUCAGAAAAGAACCCGUGGCCGAUCCAUCUAUAAACAAAGCCGAACUAAGAAAAGCGCUCGAAUGGGAACUCUCCUUGGACAGCCGAGAUCUCCGUUCCCACGCUUGGUACCACGGCGCCAUCCCAAGGUCCAGAGCCGAAGAAAUAGUCCGGGAAGAAGGCGAAUUCCUCAUACGCGACUGCACAUCACAACCUGGUAACUACGUCCUCUCCUGUAGAACCAAAACCCACCCUCUCCACUUCGUCAUCAACAAAAUGAUACUGCAGCCCGACACGGUUUAUGAGAGAGUCCAAUACCAGUUCGAGGACGAGGCGUUCGACACCGUCCCAGAUCUCAUCACCUUCUAUGUGGGCUCUGGGAAACCGAUAACGAUCGCUUCUGGCGCUAGGAUACAGGUUCCCAGAAACAGGAUGUAUCCCUUAUCGUUCUACGCCUCUAAGUAUCCCACGCCUUUGCCGCAAAGCCGGUUAACAUCGCCUGCUACGACGCCAGUUGGUCACCAAUACCGUCACAGCCCCAUGCAGCCAUACAGACCCAUGAGCAGCUCCCCAACUCGACCUUCUAGGGACGGUCCCCCAAGGCUUCCUUCCAAGAAACAGAGAUCCCAGUCCCUGACCCCCUCGGAAGUCAAUAGGAUCUCCCAGGAGAAGUGCAACAGCGCAGACGGUGUAAUCCAGUCCCCUAUAAUGACUCGAUCUGCAGGUGCGGACUCUAUCGCCAACAGUUCUAAGUUUUCAUCACAUUCCUUACCGCGUAUACCCAAUAGUAAACUCUCUUUGUCUAGCAGUGCGAACACUUUAGGUAGGAAUAAUCGAGUGACCAGUGAUACCACGCUUUCUCCUUGUGCGGAAAGGAAGUUUUUUGGUGACUCGGGAGUGUUUGAAUCCCCUCCACCUAAACCCUCACGAGUUCCUAGUCUCCUUAGAACCGAUUCCAAAGACUCAGACGUGACUGAUGCAAGGUACAGUUUGGACAGUGGGUGUGUUGUGCAUGGGAGCCUUCAGAGGGUAACGUCCUACCACGCGUCUGGAUCGGACUCUGGUAACGGGUCUGGAGAUUCCGCCCUCAGCUCUACUGCGGACACUUACGACUUUCCAAAGUCUUCUGGUGUCGUUAUCAAGUACCCCCGGUAUAAUAUAUCCAAUUCCGAAUCUUCGACCACCCUUAAAAACUUCGACAUAGAUUGGGUUGCAGCUGAGGAACACUUAGCGCAAUUAGACCAAGUCCAGAUUGAUGUUUCUUCUAGGUUUGAUUUGGAAAACUUCCAAACUUUGUUGCUUCCAGUUAGUGAGAAUAAGCCUCUAGAUGCGCAGGCUUUGAGGAGGAUCAAGAUGACUUUGUUCGAAACUGAAUGUCUGAAGUUAUUAGUAGCUGUGACUAUUCUAACCUGUGCUGAUGAAGCUGAAAGGACAGACACUCUGAAUAAAUGGAUAGAAAUUGCGAUAGACACCAAAACGGCCCUAGGAAAUCUAUUUGGAUUUUGCGGCAUUAUGCUAGGGCUGUGUUUACCACAGAUACAAAAAUUGGACUCCACUUGGCACAUGCUGCGUCAGAAAUACACCGAUUCGGCCUUCAACUUCGAAGCUAAACUCCGGCCGACCCUCAAAAACAUGAACAAUUGCUCAAACCCGCAAGCACCGAACACCACCAUUCCUCAUUUGCUGCCUAUCAUUUUGCUACUAGAGAGAGAUCUCGCUGCUUUUUUGGCACCCGCCGAUCAACAUUCACUGUCGCAAAGCUGCCUUGGUUUCUGGGAAUCCAGCACCCAGGAUUUCGGUCUCACCACUAUUCUAAGCCACUUGCAAACUGCCAGGAAGUACUUGGAGCUGUGCCCAACAUAUCAGAGGAACGCAGAGAUUGUACUGGGGGAAGCAAGGAUGGACGAACUCACGUUGGACAUAUUCAAAACCGAGUUCCAGCUCAAGUUUUUGUGGGGCAGCAAGGGUUCCCACGCCGAUUCGGACGAGAGACACAUGAAGUUCGAGCAAGUGCUGACGGUCAUGGCUGAGAAAUAUUGCAACUUGAAGAGUGAAAGCUGAAUCAAUUCGUGUUCCGUAUUUGUGAUCUUAAAAUAGUUACAUCGUGUGAGCUAUGGUUAAAUCUCUGAGAUGUGAGGUACAGAUUGGUAGAAUAGGCCUUUUCAUUUAGAUAUAUUUUUGAGACGCAUGCGGUUGUUUUUAGAUCCAAAAUUUGAUUGGGUAAUGCGAAGGUGAAGUCUCAUUGGCUAUAGUUCCGACACAAAAUUCUGAUUGGCCAAUUCGAAUAUGGCGGUUUUUAUUGACGUUCUGUCAAAUGUCAACAGUGUCAACCACCAUGGGCAUUCGUAAUUGAGAAACAACAAAAACAACAUAGUAUUUUAGCUUCUUUAUUCCUGAUGGGUAUUAAUUGUAUUAUAAUUAAUUCGAAAAAACUAAAAAAUGUUACUUAUUCGUUACUGAGGAGUGUGGUGCAAGUGUUUCGGUGGAUAUGGCCGCCACUGUCGUUGGAUGAAAGAUGUAAGCAGUGAUAGUCAUUUAAAUGAAAAGGCAUAUUGUUAAGUAGGUAUACCUCGUGUUUCAAUUUAUUCGGCUUCGUCUUAAGAUGUUUUCUUCUCUGCUAAUGCGAAAGUUGCCUGGUAAACUCCAAAUUGAAUAUUAUAAGAUUGGAUAACAGAAUAAAACAUCAUUAUAGUCAUCU